Messenger RNA from Funneliformis caledonium, 130 nucleotides. NCBI's taxonomy places the organism in Eukaryota, Fungi, Glomeromycota, Glomeromycetes, Glomerales, Glomeraceae. The record is from the annotation of a GenBank genome assembly.
CUUAGAAAUUUAUUCAAUUCAACUCUCAAUGCUCCUGAUUACUUAAAUGUAGAAGAAUCGGCAGUUUUUUCAUUCAAUGUAUGGUUUCCGUUUGAAAUUCGUCAAUUUCAAUUAUCGAUUACUUCAAAUG